AAGAUGGCGGCCUACACAUAAUUUUUAUUUUUCGGUUUCGCAGUUUCGUUGACGUAUGCCCACCGCAGGAAGGGCGAGCGGCGUAUAGCACCGCCGGUAGCGCUCAGUCGUGAUCGAUUUUACGAUGCUAUCUUGUGGGAGCGAUAACAUGCACGAUAACAGUUCGCUGCAGGGCAAGCACUGUACGUAGCCGUCAAAUCGCGAAGCGAUUCUCGCAUGCACGGUUGCACGUACGUCAUCGACGUAAAAAUGUGCGUCGCCUUGAAGCGGCUCCGACGUUGAACUAAUAGCGCUAUUUCUUUCUUUUUUUGUUUCUUUCAUUUGUUCACUGAAUUUCGCUUGCUGUAGGUGAAGCAAGUGGCGCAGGCGGCGACGUGCAUUAAACAUAUACAUACGCUGUCUUCCACGUGUGAUAAACGUUCACGGGUUUGCGACACGCCAGCUAGGUCGCGGGUAUUGCGUGGCUUUCUUUUUCCUACGUAGAAUGAAUGGAGCUGCAACAUGUCAUCAGGAAGCACACGACAUGGUUGGAGAGCAGGCCAGCCGGAUGGACGGUGGUGACUGCGUGGUGAAGGGCUCCGUGUUCAGCGAACAGCUGAGCAGACAUCACCGUGGCAGCACCGGCCACAAGGAAGAUGCCAUGAGUGGACUGCCUUUUCACGGACCUUCGUCACGGGAGGUGGAACUGGCCAGUGUGCCGGUCCUCGAGCGACGAAGCGGACUGUACAGCAGUGGAGCAGUGGUCGUGCUCGUCGUCUGGUACUUCUUCAGCUUCACCACGCUGGUGCUGAACAAGUGCAUCCUCUCUUACCAAGCUGGGGACCCUGUAGUGCUGGCCGCAGUCCAGAUGUGUUGCUGCUUCAUCUGUGGCUACGUCCAGAUGCAGAUGACUGCUAGACGGAAACUGUCCCACGAGAACUCUCCUAGGGCGCAUAAUGUCAUCCUCGUUGGGUCGCUACGAUUUAGCACGGUGUUCCUGGGCCUGGUGGCGUUGUGGUACGUGCCAGUGUCGUUUGCCGAAACGGUGAAGAGCUCGGCGCCCGUGUUCACUGUGGUCAUCUCACGGCUGGUGCUGGGCGAAAUGACCACCUGGCUGGUCAACCUGAGCCUCUUCCCGGUCAUGGGAGGCCUGGCCCUGUGCAGCGCGAAUGAGCUGAGCUUCAACCUGCCGGGCUUCAUUGCUUCGCUUUCCACUAACCUCUCGGAGUGUUUUCAGAACGUCUUCUCCAAGCGCCUGCUCACCGACGAGAAGGUCAAGCUGCUGCCUGUGGAGCUCCAGUGCUACACUAGCCUGAGCUCGGUGUUCAUCCUGGUGCCCACCAUGUUGGCCCUGGUGGAUUUUGGCAAAGUGUGGGAGACCACGUCGUGGGCUACGAUGGGCACACUGUUGCUGGGGGGCCUGUCGUUCCACUGCCAAAGCUUCACGGAGUACAUCUUGCUGGGUUACAUCUCGCCUGUCACCCACAGCGUUGCAAACACAGUCAAGCGGGCGCUCAUGAUCUGGCUGUCUGUGCUGGUGUUCGGCAACCAAGUCACAUUCCUCAGCGGUCUAGGGACACUCAUUGUCAUUGCGGGCGUAUUCCUCUACAACCACGCACGGAACGUUGCUGCCACUCUGUACCAAUACGAUGUGACGCUCAGCACUGUCAAGGUUACCGACCAUGAUGUCUGAUGGGUUUGGGCUUUAGGAACAAGGCUGCGGUGUCUUUUCUUCCGAGUCUGGCAUAUACACCAGAAGCAGAUCUUUGUGCAUUCGUUGGCUGCUGUUCGUAGAAGCAUUCACAAAGACAAAAAUCCCGGUUCCGUAUUCAACUUGACCUGUACCUUGCAUUUCUUGCCCAUGUUUUAACUGCAAGAGGUCCUUGAGGUCAAUUCUGUGGAAUUUCUCAAAAAAGCUAGGAUGAAAACGACAACCUUACUUCAAGGCAGCCGACAUAAAGCAUUGUCAUGUAAGUGGGAAAUGCACAGGAUAGCAUGGCUUUUGCUAGGCCUUUCCAUGUGAAACAACCAGAGUUUAUUUUCAUUUUAUUGAAAGGUAGAGAUCUGCAGGACGGCUGUGGUAACAACCGACCGCAUUAGGAUGACACCUGAAACCUGUUCCUACCUGUAGCCAACUUUUGAGCAUUGUGAGCAUGAACUCUUUGUGAUUGUACACGUAUACUGCUGCCACUCGAGAGUUUCUGGAAGAGUGUGUUCCUAUGAGAACAGGCACAGGCAUGCAGUAGGAUGCCAAAAUAUAGCGAAGUGCUCGCCUAAGUCUGCAUUUGGCGGGUCUUCCAAGUUCGGGUGAAUUUUGGUGCGCGCUGUGGUAUUUUUAUGCACGAGUUUAACCGAUUUGUGACAAUGUUUAUACUAUUUGUAUGUAUUCCCCAUAUGUAUAAGGAACGUUUGUCUUUGAUGAAUAGACAAAUCUCGGUGUGUACAGAGUCAUUCCCUAUUUAAGGACUUCAGUGUUUUUGCCGUGCAAUGAUUGUGAAAAAUUGUACGCCUAGAUUGCAUGAAGCUUCGGCUGUAACAGUUUGCUUCUGUCACCGAUACAUUGAACUGAAAUGAAACUGGCUUUCUUGCAUCUUUUUUUUCAGGAUCUUCUAGAAAUUUUCUUGAGCUCAGAAUGAACUAAUCAAUGCGCACAUAUGAAUAGUUUUGCACUCCUGCCACAUCUAUCAGUUUUUUGGAAUGCUUUAUUAAUGAGCGUAAUUGGUUCAUUCAUUAGUGGCUGUUGUGGGUAGCAAAUCCUGGCAAGUUGUCAUCGCCACAACUAAAAAGUCUGCACCAAAGAUGUUAUCAAGUAGCUCUGUGGCAGGCACUGAAUUACGCUGGCGUUCCAGAGUUUAAUUUCCGAGAAACUCGUCAGCUACCAACUGAAGCGACUUUAGACGCAUGUUAUACAGUCUAAAACGUACAUUGUGUUCUUGUAACGCACACUUACGUUUCAAUUGUACUGUUUGUUCACGUGGAUGCUACAGAAUCGUGAGGUGCACACUGUUUUUGUUUAAUGCUUUGAUUAAUGGCAAACUGCAUUAAAGCCAAUGCUCUCUACAAUACACAAGGCGAUGAGCACAAAGUACUUAUGUUAUUUGUGCAUUGCUGUGUGCUUUGGUAUUAAGGGCACAGAGCAUAAACUGGAACACAGCAGCGAAGUGCAGUGAUUUCAGCGCUAGUCAUCAACUGUUGCAGCCUUCAUAAUGCCUUCUUGUUCUUUCUUUUUAUUGUCACUUUUUCAGAUAGACGCUUUUAUUUUUUUGCUGAAGUGGCCAUUUCGGGUAGAUUUGACACUGCAUGCCGAAAAAAUAAAAUGGUUCACAAGGAAGCUGGUUUGACAAAGCAGCACAUGUUAAGUGCACCUCAGUCUAAAUUGAGAGCUUGCUUUUCAUAGCCGGCAGCUGUUUGAGUGUGCCUUCACUAUGACAAGCCUGGGGUUGUACAGUUGAACCCAACUAUAAUGAUACUGGUUUUUAACAAUAUAUUGAAUAUAACUACAAACAACCAAUGCACUGUCAAUGUUUGUAUGUCUUCUGUGGCAAAACAAACUGCUCUGCAAUGCUCCCAUGCUGCAUUAUCGGCUAUAACAAUUAAAUCUGGCUACUGGGUGUGUGUGCAAAAAAAAAAAAAUCGAAAUCUUCAAAAAAAAAAGAAAGGUGAGCUACUUUGUCACACUUGCCUUUAACCACAGCACACCUUCACUGCAUCGCAUCACCGGCCUCUCUUGCCCCUCUCUUGCCUCCCUUUCACUCCAUUGCCAACGUAGGAGAAGUUGAAGGGAGAGGGGUGACAAAGGUGUACCGUGCCAACCGUGCACGGCACAAGGUCGGGUGCGGAGAAGCAGCUAACCAUUUCAUUGUGAUAGCAAUUAUAUGGACACUCAAGGCCAAUUUUCGCUGUCAUCGUCGCCGUGAGGUUCCGUAUAAAGCCAAAGUGCGAUAAGAUUAAGGCUGCACACCAUACGCUGUAGGUGCGAGGGAAAGCGUGCGAGGGAGAGCAGCAGAGCAGGAUGGUGGCUUGAUGCGGUGGCAUAUUCUCGUGCGCACAAAGAGGGUAGCUAGAAGAUGUGCAAAUGCUAAGAGGGGGGGGGGGGGGAGGCAGGUUUGCGUGUAACCUGCAGUGGGUUUGAACACUAGGCAACCUGAGUUAGCUGAUGUCUAUGUGUGCACCUCGUUUGCAUUGAAGCAAGAGGCAGCGCAAAGGGGAAAUUCGUUCACCGCAGGUGUUGGCGUUCAUCAUGGCAGCGUUCUCGCAGCGAGUGUCCGCGGUCAUCGAGUGAGACGUGUUCAUGUUUGCCUGUGCACGCGUGACACCAUGCUUGCUAAUUUAGUUAGUCAUCAAAUCUUUACAGCAGCUUAUACAGGUGAUAAAAUGACAAACCUUACUCCAUGUAGCUGUCUAAUAAUUUGCUAUCACAAUCGGUGCAUCACCGUUCAGGUGAAACUGCAAAAUGCUUUUCUUUUCUCAAAUUUGGUGUUUUUCUUUUUGGCACAGACACCCAUUAGCCAGAUUUAAUUCUUAUAGCCAAUAAUGUGGCAUGAGGAUGUGGUAGGAAGUGGUCUAUUUUACCAUAGAACACACAACAGUUCACAGUGGAGCACCUGCUCAGUGUUACAUCUGAGUAUUGUUAAGAUCUGUAAUGCUAUAAGUGGGUUUGACUGUACUUUCUGUCUAAUUAAACUGUUUGUCCCUUCAACUUUUUUCAUGCAACCCUGUUAUAACAUUGGGUUUUCUUGGCACUUGAAUAUCUUUAGAAGUGAGUUCGUCUGUAUACCCGAUUGCACUUUCUGUGGCAUGUUUGGGUAAACGAGAGAAAGUGGAUGCGACGGGAAAAAAAAAUUUAACGGCCCCAUUGGCAUUAUUGUGAUGUAGCAUAGUUCUCAAGCGAACUGACCGGCACCCGUAGUUGCACUGAAGCAUUGUGCCAGACGUUCACGUUGUGCAAAACUGAUCAAUUUUGAAUAUGGUCCCUUACCACCAGCGGAGCAUUGCAAACUUAGCUAAUAAAUUGUAAAACAGGAACUUUGCUGUUCAACUGUUGACGUAAACUGUUUCUGGUGCCUAACAAGAUAUUUUUGCGUGCAUAAGCCGCACUAAAAGAACUGAGAAAUUACGGAUACAAAAUGGGAGUGUUUGUAACAAGAGAACUUUGCAUUCGAGUGCAGCUUCAUGGCAACAUUGAAUACACAGCAGUGAAGCAGCACCAAAGAAAUAAAGCAACACCUUGUUUUUAAGAGAGCAGCAAAUGAGUGUAGCCAUGACUGAACAUGCGAAACAAAAUUUUUGCUGAAGCGUUACUUUUGUGCUGAUGAUCGUGCCAGGUUGAUUGUUAUAUAAAGAUUUUUAUGUGGUCGUCAGCACAGGCUUGUCUCUCACUCUUACGAGAGGGGUUGUAAUGAGGGGGGGGUGAUGUAGGGGCAGGCUAUGCACGUGAAGAUAGAGUUAGGUUCAUUCACAUUAACAGUCUGAAAUGGUUCAAAAACAGGGGCUGCGUUCUCGGCCGAUCACUUUUGACUAUGUGAUUACGUUCGCCGCCAUCAGCGUCUACGGGUGGCAGCCUUCCUAACACUGUGCCAGAAGUGCUAUCUCUUGCAGAUGCCGACAUGAGCCGGUGCAAGCCACGCAAAAUCUCGUGAAAGUGAUUGCCCCCAAAAAACCGCCUCACGGUGUACGAUAUGAGAAUCAUUUCCAUCACAGAAACACAAAUCCUUUUAGUUAAUGCUAGAAACUCUCUUUCCCAAUAGCAUUCAAUGGUGUUAAUUAUAAUGUUCCUUGCCCAGCUGUGCACGUCAACAGUGUAAGCUGUCUCAGCUGGCUUGAACAUCUGUGAUAAUGACAGAAAGUGUAGCAUUAAGCAAACAUUCUGCAGAGAAUUUCCUAGCUGCUGGACUAUCAGCCUCUUCUCUGUUUCACAGCAUUUCUUCUCGUGUGUUCAUCGAUCUGCAUGCUUGUCAAUUGCAUUGUCAUUCCAGUUUUGGGUGGUUCUUCGUGCUCAAAUUGCAUAUACACUCUUAUUUAAUAUGUGGUGUGUAUAUUUAUGUAGGCAAUAUAAUGGGCUGUCACUAUAUUGGUCAUAAAUGAAGAUCACGGUGGACAUGCCUAAUGACAAUAUGGUUUUCACUUGGUGGUUUCUAUGGGUGAGCUAGUGCAAUUAGUCGAAUCUCGAUAAUUCGAAGUUGAAGGGGCCUGAAAAUUUUAAACGAUGUUCAAAUUAAAUGAACGUCCUUUAAUGGAGGACUUCAGUGCAGUGCUGCAUUAGCUGGCGCACGUGCUGGGAGGGUUGCUUCACAGCAGCGUGGCGUGUGCUGCCGUGAAGCCACACCUUAAGGCAAAGUUCGCAUAUAACAUGCAUCCAGACUUUAUUUCUAAAUUUUUUUUAUAUUUGGUGCACGCCAAAAAUUUUAAACUUGCAACAGGAGACUGCCAGGUCGGAGGUACCACCGCGUCAGUUUGCGCUGCUGAGAGCAUGGUCGGCAGCGAGGAAUUUCCAAUUUGACCACCGCAAAUGCUUGUGUGUUCUAAUAACCGGGCAUUUUUGCACAUUGAAAUACAUAAUUUUGACGGGAGCACAGGGACAGUUCGAUUAAACCAGAAGUUCGGCUUAAGUGGUUUCAAAUUAACAAGAUUCCACUGUAUGUUUACAGAAAAGUGAUGUCAUCUUGGCGACU
Molecule: messenger RNA, 6650 nt
Organism: Dermacentor andersoni
Lineage: Eukaryota; Metazoa; Arthropoda; Arachnida; Ixodida; Ixodidae
Product: solute carrier family 35 member E2A-like
Source: RefSeq, a predicted model, not a curated record